Messenger RNA from Clonostachys rhizophaga, 1329 nucleotides. NCBI's taxonomy places the organism in Eukaryota, Fungi, Ascomycota, Sordariomycetes, Hypocreales, Bionectriaceae. The record is from the annotation of a GenBank genome assembly.
AUGACGCCCACGUCUUCCGCCGAGGACCACCACAGCCCCGACCCUAUGGGCGAGGAGGAAGACACAACCCCUCCAGCAUCCCCCGGUACUGAGAAGAAGCCCACCAAGAAGCGCAAGUCAUGGGGCCAAGUUCUCCCUGAACCCAAGACCAAUCUGCCUCCUAGGAAACGGGCCAAGACCGAGGAUGAGAAGGAGCAGCGCCGAGUAGAGCGCGUAUUAAGAAAUCGUCGUGCCGCUCAGUCAUCCCGAGAGCGCAAGCGACAGGAGGUUGAGGCCCUGGAGAAGCGGAACAAGGAGCUUGAGUCUCUCUUGGCAAACGCGCAGAAGGCGAACCUGAUGCUCGUCGAAGAGCUCAGGCGCUUCCGUUCUGACUCCGGGGUCGUCACUCGAACUUCCACCGACACAUUCAAGGACAACCACCUGACUUUGUCGCCUGAACUCUUUGGGGCUCAGGCCGGUCAGGGCCUUGAGCCAACCAUGAAGAUGCUUGAUGACCUCAUCAAGCCCGCCGAACAGACCGUCAACCCAGCCUCACUUUCUCCCCCACCGGAGUCUGAUGAGGUCAAGCAAGAGCCCUCAGAAGAUGACCUGAAGCAAUCCAACGAGAGCCAGAUCCCAGUUCUGAACGCUGACCUGGACAUCUGCUCUCUUGGCAUUCAGUCUUCAGCUCAGGAUGAUGUUGCUUUCAGCUUCAACGAUUCUUUCGGCCUGUCAGCGGCCAUUAACACAGAUCGCCAUGUCCUCGAAAGCGGGCUUCUCUCUUCUCCCGAAUCCUCAUAUCUUGACGACGAUCAUCUGGCUGGUGACUCUGCCACCGGCUUCUUCCACCAAUCUACAUUCGGACUCGACAUCAACGAGAUCCUCUCCGACGAAGCGAACAACACAGUAUCAGACCUUAUGGCAGCGAGCCACGAUGCCGCAGCAGACUUCUUCGGCCUCGAGCCGCAAAUCUACGACUUUGAGACUCAAAUCUCUUCGGAAAAUCCUAUCCAGCAGCCCCAAUCUGGCGCGUCCUCUUUUGGAUGCGACGAUGGAGGCAUUGCGGAGACGCGCGAAGUCGAUCGCGAGCUGACACAAUGUUUGAGAAAUAUUGCUUUGCCUUCCAAGGAAGUCCUCAUGACCUUGUCAUGGGCCUUAAAGGUCGAAAUCCGAAAGUUGGAGAAGAGGCAGCAAGAUGGCGACGGCAUGGUAGCAGUCUUUGGACCUGAGAGUUGCGUCCCUAAUGACGGGAAAUACCAACCAACUAAACACUAUACUAUUACAUUAACGGGGAAGAGAUACGGAGUUGAAGAUCCCAGCGGUAGUACGAAACGUCGCCGACUGGCUUGA